Brienomyrus brachyistius is the source of this 1681-nucleotide messenger RNA. RefSeq names its product distal-less homeobox 3b (gene dlx3b). Gene Ontology annotation, biological process: regulation of transcription by RNA polymerase II; epithelial cell differentiation; embryo development. The coding region runs from base 168 to 1004 and encodes 278 amino acids. NCBI's taxonomy places the organism in Eukaryota, Metazoa, Chordata, Actinopteri, Osteoglossiformes, Mormyridae. The record is from RefSeq and is a predicted model, not a curated record. Gene Ontology annotation, molecular function: RNA polymerase II cis-regulatory region sequence-specific DNA binding; DNA-binding transcription factor activity, RNA polymerase II-specific. The transcript is spliced from 3 exons.
AACUGGGUUGGGUGCUGCGAUAGUGUGUGCAGUACUGCCGAGAGAAUUCGACGAGAAGAGAUUCUCUAAGGAUUUGUACUACACUCCGUCUGCAUAUACUUUUAUUUAUCUUUCACACGAUUUCCACGGCGACUUGGACGUUCUGCUUCCAGGGGAGGUGACGCAUAAUGAGCGGACCAACUUUUGAGAAGAAGAUCACCAGCAUUUUAACAGAUCUUCCAGGUUCUAUGAGCUGCCAUCCAGCAUCCAAAGAUUCUCCAACGCUGCCCGAGUCCUCGGCGACAGACAUGGGUUACUACAAUGGACAGACAACACACGGCCAACACGAAUAUUACCAGACUCAGUCGUAUUCGCAGCCUAUGAACCCAUACUCCUAUCACCAAUUCAAUUUAAACGGAAUGGGGGGUGCAGGAGCGUAUCCCACCAAAUCCGAAUACCCUUACUCGAAUUCCUACCGGCAAUACGGACACUAUAACAGGGAGCUGCAGUCACCGCCACAGGAUAUAGUCAAAGAAGAACCUGAGCCCGAGGUCCGAAUGGUCAACGGAAAACCGAAAAAGAUCCGCAAACCUCGCACCAUUUACUCCAGCUACCAACUUGCGGCUCUCCAACGAAGGUUUCAAAAGGCGCAGUACCUCGCGCUACCCGAGAGAGCGGAACUCGCGGCUCAGCUUGGACUGACGCAGACGCAGGUGAAAAUCUGGUUUCAGAAUCGGCGGUCCAAGUUCAAGAAGCUUUACAAAAACGGAGAGGUUCCGCUCGAGCACAGCCCCAAUGCCAGUGACUCUAUGGCCUGUAACUCGCCACCAUCGCCGGCUGUUUGGGACAGUAACUCUCACACCAACCCUACCAGCAGGGCGCCGCUUCCGCAGCCUCCGCUCAGCUCAUCGCCCUCUUAUAUGGAAGAUUACAGCAAUCAUUGGUAUCAGCAAGGAUCGCAUUUACAGCACCCGGGCUCUGUACAUCAUACGCCACCGCCGCAGAGCGUUGGUGCCGUGUAUUAAUAUGGACUGGUGUGUUAUCUGAAAAGUGAAAGACUUUUAAAUGCAACUGAGUUUAUCAAUACACGUAGUCCAAAAAUAAGCUGACAUCGGGGGUACCCAUAGUGCAAGAGUUUAUUAUUAUUAUUAUUAUUAUUAUUAUUAUUAUUAUGUGCCCUUACUUUUAAUUGAACGCUUGAAAAUCAAAUGUCAGGUAAACCCAUCACUGUAUUAUUUAACAAUCUAAACAUCGAUCUGUAUUCAAGAGCACAUAACAUGUGUAUAUUCAAUUCACUUUCUCACUUGUAACAUUUUAAAAAGGUAUGGAGUGGGUUUUAAAUUAUUAAUGAUGUUUUAUGUUUCGCUGUUUAUUUUUUUCCUUCUAAAGAAGGCGCAUUUUGUUUAAACCCAAACAAUAAAUUUGACCUACAUUUUAGCCGUAAAUGUACAUUAGAUUCAUGACAUGCUUUAAAGACUCAGGUUGUUAUUUAUAUAUUUUGUACAAUAAAAUGUCUAAAACUGUACAUAGGUCUUUGUUUAUAUACAUAUAUAAAAAUAGAACCACUAAACCAUAUUUCAGUUUGAAAUACAAGACCGCACUGUGGUGCCGAAAAUUUUAAAAAGUCAUUUAAUUAUUACAUGUAACUAUUGUUAUUGUUAUUGUUAUUCUAUGAGAUUAAAUAAAAUGAUUUAGAAUUGAA